ACUCGAACAUUGCACUUACCAAAUCUUGUAGAUAAUGCAGAACGACGAUAUUUUUGAGCAAGUCCUUUGUCGUAUUCGUAGAUGCUACGUUUACAAGAUUCCCCCACGAAAUACGGGUAUGGGAUACCGUGCUGCUGGUUGGACGAACCAGAUUUGGAUGGGCUCUCUGACUGUCGUUCUCAGAGGCAAGAGCUGCUUCGUGGAGCUCAUUGACGACAACAAGAAGGUGUUUGCUUCUACGAUGAUUCGUGAUGAUGGUCCUUCUGUGAUCGAGCCCGUGCUGGAUUCUUCUCGUUACUUCGUGAUGAGAAUCGAGAAGGAUCGCAAGAAGGCUUACAUUGGUGUCGGUUUCCAGGAGCGUUCGGAGGCUCUGGACUUCAAAAUUGCUCUGCAGGAGUACAAGAAGUACCUGGAUGAGCCCGAGUACGAGGAUGACAGUGAGGAGCAGGACUACUCUCUGCAGGAGGGAGAGACGCUUCACGUGGAAGUGUCCAUCAAGAACAAGAAGAGACACAACAAACGCAAGGUCGAAGACGCCAUUGAUGUUGAUGAGAACGGCACCUUGGCUCCUCCUCCAGAGACUGGACGUCGUCGCAGAGCGCGUGGUAGCCGCAGAAAGGCUGCGGAGGAAGAGGAAGACAUGAUGGCUGCAGCUCCUGCGGCGGCCCCGAGAGCGGCCCCGAUGGCUCCGAUGGCCCCAAUGGCUCCGAUGGCUGCUCCGGCUUCGACUGAUUUUGAGUGGGAUCGUGUACGGAUGGUAUGA
Blastocystis hominis is the source of this 763-nucleotide messenger RNA. RefSeq lists its product as hypothetical. Gene Ontology annotation, biological process: endocytosis. The transcript is spliced from 4 exons. The record is from RefSeq and is a predicted model, not a curated record. Lineage: Eukaryota; Bigyra; Opalinata; Blastocystidae. Gene Ontology annotation, cellular component: clathrin vesicle coat; membrane. Bases 158 to 763 code for a protein of 201 amino acids.